UGUGCAGACGCUGCCAAGAUUGUCAGGAGGCCAAAGAUCACAACGGUUGUUGCUCAGCAACCACCAGGAAUCCGUCGAGCCCUCGCUGACGUCAGUAAUCUCGUCAAUGGCCGGGCUGCUCUGCCUGUCGUUAAUCGCCAGAAGGCUCCAGCAGCAGCUGACAAGUGCAGGAAACCAAUCAAGCAGCGCAACGAGAACAACAAGGCUAAGCCAGAAGUCAUCGUGAUCAGUUCGGACUCCGAGAAACAGAAGAAAAGUCCAGCCCAGAGAGCAGCCUCCCGGAGGGCACCAAUCCAAACGCUCACCUCGAUUCUGACCAAGUGCAGCAGGGCUUCUGGCGGUGUGAUCAGCCCGAAAAAGGAGCUGAUAUACGACAUCGAUGCAUCUGAUGCUCACAACGAGCUGGCAGUGAUUGAUUACGUCGAAGAUAUCUACAGAUUCUACAGGAGCACUGAGAACACCUACCGGCCUCUCUGCACCUACAUGGUGUCACAGACCGAGAUCAACGAGAGAAUGAGAGCAAUCCUGACUGAUUGGCUCAUCGAAGUGCACUACAGGCUUAUGCUGAUGCCGGAGACCCUGUACCUCACUGUCUACAUAAUUGAUCAGUACCUGUCCCUGGAGAAUGUGGCCAGGAAUGAGCUGCAGCUUGUCGGAGUAAGCGCCAUGUUGAUAGCCUGCAAGUAUGAGGAGACUUGGGCUCCAUUGUUUAAGGACUUCCUUGUCAUAUCAGACAACUCCUUCAGCAGGCAGCAGGUUCUGAGCACAGAGAAGUCCAUACUUAACAAGCUCCAGUGGAACCUGACUGUUCCGACAAUGUACAUGUUCAUCCUUCGAUACCUGAAAGCUGCAUUGGGUGACAAGGAGCUGGAGCACAUGACAUCGGUGAUAGCAGCCGCUGCCGUCUACGCUGCUCGGUGUACCCUUGGGCCUUGCCUGAGCCCACUAUGGAGCGAUCUUCUGGAGUACCACACCGGCUUAGCCGAGCCACAAUUGCUGUAUGUCUUCUUCUUCAUGACUUGAUCUUUGCCCAUGAAAUUUAAUUACACAUUGAAUCUGAAGAAUACGAGCUGUGAAUGAAUUGUGUU
This is a messenger RNA of Oryza sativa Japonica Group (Japanese rice), 1088 nucleotides long. RefSeq names its product cyclin-B1-3-like. The record is from RefSeq and is a predicted model, not a curated record. Lineage: Eukaryota; Viridiplantae; Streptophyta; Magnoliopsida; Poales; Poaceae. Gene Ontology annotation, cellular component: cyclin-dependent protein kinase holoenzyme complex; cytoplasm; nucleus. Gene Ontology annotation, biological process: mitotic cell cycle phase transition; regulation of cyclin-dependent protein serine/threonine kinase activity. Gene Ontology annotation, molecular function: cyclin-dependent protein serine/threonine kinase regulator activity.